Molecule: messenger RNA, 4558 nt
Organism: Mustela erminea (ermine)
Lineage: Eukaryota; Metazoa; Chordata; Mammalia; Carnivora; Mustelidae
Gene: ZNF449
Product: zinc finger protein 449
Exons: 5
Coding region: 707-2503 (598 amino acids)
Biological process (GO): regulation of transcription by RNA polymerase II
Molecular function (GO): DNA-binding transcription factor activity, RNA polymerase II-specific; RNA polymerase II cis-regulatory region sequence-specific DNA binding
Source: RefSeq, a predicted model, not a curated record
UCCCCGCGGGAGGGCGGGUGGAGGGACGGCGGGACAGUGAGGGCCCCGCGGGACGCGGUGGAGGGUUCGGGCCCCUCUGGGGAGGGCGGGGGGCUGCGAGGCUGAGCAGGGUCAGGGCGGGUCCACAGCCCAAGCCGGCCGGGUUCCUGGAUGCCUUCCAGAGGAGAGGGUUCGGUGCCCAGGCGGGGACGUGGAGGCUUUCUAGGAAUGAGUCGUGGGGAGCAGUAACCUUGCUCGAGCGCUUCCUCUGGGCCCCGCCAGGCCAGGCAUGGCUGCUGUUCGCUUCCACGCAGCAGCAGCCACCGCACUUUCUGAACUCGAUACUAUGAUUAUUUUCAUGUUAAGGAGAAACUGGGUGUUAGGGUCACAAAGCGAGCAGGUGAUCACAUGUGGAUGGGUCUGCUGCUAAAAGUUCAGGUUACUAUCAAGAUAUAGGGUCACGGUGUACGUUUGGGAUGACUAAGUAGGGAGAUUAUGAGUGUUUUAUGCCCUGUGCCACUCCAGGGAAGAGGACGGUUAUGUGAGGCAUCUUGGCGAAUAGAGAGAGAGAAUCCAUAGCAUAGGGUGGUUACUGGUGUUGAGACCUGGUCUGUACCAGGCGGUGACCUCAGACAUUGCACUGAGAACAUCUGGAUGAUUUUUAGAUAUGAAUGUUGCAGAGAUCUGUUCAUUCUAACCUUCUCACCAUUUCCCUCUGGCAUUGACCAUGAGACCUGGGACAGCUUAUUCAGUGCUCCAGAGCCUCCAGCCUCAGUCGGCUCAUCUGUACCCAGGACAUCAUGCUAGUCCCCACCUGCUCGCUCUGGCUGUGGGUGGCUCCCCCUUGACGCCUAAAGAGAGGAGCACAUUGGAAUCUGAGACUUCAGGCCCCAGAGAAAGUGUACACGGCCAGAGCGGGGCGAUGGCGGUGGCCCUGGGUUGUGCCAUUCAGGCCUCGUUGAAUCAGGGCUCCGUGUUUCAAGACUACGAUGCCGACUGUGAAGUCUUCCGUCAGCGCUUCAGGCAGUUCCAGUACAAAGAAGCAGCUGGGCCUCAUGAAGCUUUCAACAAGCUCUGGGAGCUUUGCUGUCAGUGGCUGAAGCCAAAGAUGCGGUCUAAGGAGCAAAUUCUGGAGCUGCUGGUGUUGGAGCAGUUCCUAACCAUCCUGCCCACAGAGAUAGAGACGUGGGUGAGGGAGCAUUGCCCAGAGAAUAGAGAAAGAGUUGUGUCACUGAUAGAAGACUUACAGAGAGAACUGGAGAUCCCAGAGCAGCAGCACCGGUGUCGACUGGAGAGUGAUGGGAUGUGCCCUUUCCCCCAGAUCGAUAGGCAGGAAAUGCUGUUGGAGGAGCUGGCACCAGUGGGCCCGGCACAUGUACCACCAAACAUCCACCUGGAGUCGCCCCCGCUGCAGGUGAUGGGACCUGCCCCGGACGCCCCUGGUGCCGAGGCCUGGAUGCCCCAAGCAGGGCUGCCAGAGCUGGGCUACGGAGCUGCUGAGGACUGCCAGCCCUUCCUGGACCCUGGAUAUCCAAUACCAAAGCUUGACGUGAGCUUUCCGUUGGAACCUCGGGAAGAAGCGUGGGUGAAGGAACUACAAGAGUCCAAAGAAAUGAAGCAAUUACUUGAUUCCAAGAUCGGUUUUGAGAUUGGGAUAGAAAAUGAAGAUGAAACUUCCAAACAGAAAAAACUGGAGAACAUGUACCCAUUUAUUGUUACUCUAGAGGGAAAUGCUCUCCAUGGUCCCAUUUUGCAGAAGGACUAUGUGCCGUUGGAGAAUCAGUGGGAGAGCCCCCCAGAGGACCUACAAACAGAUUUAACAAAACUGGUAGAUCAGCAGGAGCCCUCGGCAGGAGAGAAACCUGAAAAUUCCAACUUGGAAGAACCUCUCAACCCCAGGCCCCAGAAGAAAAAGAGUCCAGGGGAAAAACCUCACCGAUGUCCUCAGUGUGGGAAGUGUUUUGCUCGGAAGUCGCAACUCACAGGGCACCAGAGAAUUCACUCAGGAGAGGAACCCCAUAAAUGCCCCGAGUGUGGCAAAAGAUUCCUCCGUAGUUCAGACCUAUAUAGACACCAACGGCUGCACACAGGGGAGAGGCCCUAUGAGUGCACCGUGUGUAACAAGAGAUUCACUCGGCGGUCGCACCUGAUUGGCCACCAGAGAACCCAUUCGGAAGAAGAAACGUACAAAUGCCUGGAGUGUGGGAAAAGCUUUUGUCAUGGAUCGAGUCUCAAAAGACACCUGAAAACGCAUUCAGGUGAAAAACCUCACAGAUGUCACAGUUGUGGUAAAAGUUUUAGUAGACUGACAGCUCUCACUUUGCAUCAGAGAACUCACACGGAAGAGAGACCUUUUAAAUGUAAUUAUUGUGGGAAAAGCUUUAGACAGAGACCCAGCCUUGUUAUUCAUUUGCGAAUUCAUACAGGGGAGAAGCCAUACAAGUGCAGUCACUGUUCUAAAAGCUUCAGGCAGAGGGCAGGCCUCAUUAUGCACCAGGUCACUCACUUUAGAGGACUUCUUUGAGAAUUGUUAAAGGCAACAGGCUGCCACAGAAAUUGACACUAACUAAAAUAAAAAAAAAAAAAGAAAUUGACACUAACUUAAAGCAGCCUUUUUGUCUUAGAAGAACCUUUUUGUUUGAGCUUGUGAGAACAGGUUUUAAAACUAUUCUGAACCCCAUCUUCCAAAGUAUUUGAAUUCUAGAGUAUCCAUCUACCUUUGCAAUGUUCCCAGAGUUGAUUUAUUCUGUCUCUUAUUUUUUUUUAUUACAAUGAAAUGUUUUGUGUUCCAGGCCAACCACAUCAUAGAUAUAAAGCAUAAAGCAUAUAAUCGAUGACAGUCCUUUUCAGGGUAGUGUUAAUAUGAUGGAUCACCAUGUCCAUCAACGUAUCUCCUAUAGCAGCCCCAGAAUUUUUCUGCUGUCAUUGUUAAAGGCGAUUAUAUUAGUUCAAAGCUUUAUGUGUCCUAAGUAGCAAGAAAGGAGACAGUGUAUUUUGUCAAAUGAUAGAAAUGUGUUGGGAACACAUGUACCUGGUAAGAAUGGGGUUAUGUCCAUUGGAAGUUUUUAUGUUUAAGGAAAUUAAGAUUUUAACCUUUAGUUAUGAGUUGUGCAGAGUUUGCUAGUCUGCUUAGUUGGCGGUCUGGGGUGAUGCUACAUAGAACUGAGUAUUCCAUUGAGGAUUUCUUUUGUUCAUAGAGUAAGUAAGCUCUUUGUGGAAGAGUCCAUUUGACAGUUGAUGUCAUACAAGUAGAAUCCGAUUCAAUUUAGACUGACUGAGGAACCAGUGUCCUUUGCUUUGUACUCUCCUUUGGUAUUCACCCAAUGCGUCUCUUAGUGCUUUUAAAAUUUUACCCAUUCUUUAAUUCAGUGGCCCCCUAACUGUAUGUCAUAGGGCACUUAGUUCUGCAAGAUACUUUACAAAUAACUCCAGGACUCCCUGCUGUCUCCACUUUCUAGAUUCACAGUGCCCAUCAGCCUGUGGGAGUGUCUGAGAGGCCCUCCGGUAAAGGUGGAAAAAAGCACCUCUUUUGGCACAGUGUUUUGCCAGCCUGUUUGACCCCAGAACCCUUUGUCAUGUACACCCAGUGAUAGCCCACGGAACUAGUAUCCUGCAAAUAUUCCUUGGAACACACUGUCUUUAACAAAUAUAUCUGUAGCUAUCAGUAUAGUCUUGUUGCUCCCAAGCCUAGUUAUCUCCAGUUGUUUCAGGGGUGUUACGAAAAGUUUUCUACAUAUAUACAUUUUUUUUUAUGUAAUACACACAUCAUUAAGGAGGUGGGGGUCACUACUUUUGAGAUCAUUUGUACAUCACUCAGUGAUUCUCAGCCUCUGUGGAAUUUACUUAUAACCACACACACAUAUUGCUACUUAUAUAAACAUUCUCAUGUAAUCAUGGUAAUGACUCAAAGUCCUGUAACAAGGGAAGAACUCUCUUUGUCAGUUAUAGCUGUUGGUACCUGAAAAUAAUCAUUCAGCCUAGUUCCUUGUUACGAAACACAAGAGGUAGGACGUUCAAGAAUUUUCCCUUUUUGAAGACACCAGUCAUCCUUUCCCUAAUCAAGAAUGAGGGAAAGUAUAUAUAUUUUUUCUAUUCCAUUGACGUUCUCGGAAGUGAUAUUGACUAUACAUAUUUCGGGGGCAACUACUAUGUGCCCAACUACUCCUGUUCCAGGCUUAAUGGAAACCAGUAAAGACAUGAAUCCAUGAGUCCGGUUCAUAAAGAGUUUAUGAUAUCGUUAGUUAAACAAGAGUUGGGAAACACAUGGAGAAUAAUGCAAGAGAGUUUGGAAUUAAGUGCCAAAUCAUACCAAGUGCUAGAGCCAGGGUGUGUCUUUAAUUCUUGUCAUCCGGGUCCCUGUAUGAUGCUGCUAUAAGUGUGGGGUUCACGUUGAGAUCCCAGUAGCAAUAAACACAUAACGUGGGAGGAGUCUGAAUGUAGAGUUGAACAAUACGGAAUGUAACGGCUUCUCUUUUCUCUCUUGUGGACUUGCAUUCAAACCAGGACAGUGCCUUAGAAUGGAUGUGCCCAACUGCUCUGUAUCUAUGCAAUAUUUUAAUAAAGUGGAAAUGUGUAUGCU